Molecule: messenger RNA, 3435 nt
Organism: Folsomia candida
Lineage: Eukaryota; Metazoa; Arthropoda; Collembola; Entomobryomorpha; Isotomidae
Exons: 5
Coding region: 706-1713 (335 amino acids)
Cellular component (GO): chitin-based extracellular matrix
Molecular function (GO): structural constituent of chitin-based larval cuticle
Source: RefSeq, a predicted model, not a curated record
UGGCCACACCGUCAAGUCAACCCUUUCAGUCAGUGUGGCUCACUAGCCCCAAGAAGUCACUUUUACUCUCGUUCUCUUCUCAUCCAUCCGUAAACAGGUUAGAGCUAAUGGCAAAAUUGUGUCACCUCAAAUUUUGCGUGUGUCCUAAUUGACCACGACGAUCACAUCAUAAUUGGGUGAGCAAUCGAGUUAAGUGGUUUGUGAGUGAGUAAUGACCUGACGUAAUUUUUGGGGGAUUUUUAUCCAUAAAAGUUGAGUCACUUACUUAUCCAGGAAAUUGUUAAUUCACACUUUUUUAUAUAUAUUUACUUGAAAUGAGAGAUGCCGGAUAAUUUUGCAGAAAAUGGUUUGUGAUGUCAUGUCGUAAUAAUAAUAAGCCGUGAUUCUUCUUAGGUCAUGUAUGCACUUGUGAGAAUUGUGGUGCACGUGAGACACCAAGUGUAAUGGGGUAGUUGGGAAUUUAUUGUAAUUCAAUAAGUUAAUUAACUGCAUUUCCGUGUGGAUUAUUUAUUAUCGAAAAGUGGCAUCUGUGGGAGUUUCCUUGUUCCCGUUUUUUCUCCAAAAAUUGAUAACUUACAAGGAUACGUAAAAUUCUUGCUUGCUGCGUCUUCCUCAAGUGCCGAAUAGUUAAAUGUGAGAAUAAAGUAGGAAAGUGUGCUUAUCUAUUUAAGGGUCAAAAUAAAUUUGACUAAUUAACGCAACGAUAUGACCCACCACCACCAUAAUUUUUGGGGGAGGGGGAGGAAAAACGUGAUCCUUCAUGGGAUGGCGUCGUCACCCUUGGUCGUCAUCCUCCUCCUCUUGGUGGGAGGCGGUGUGCUGCACGUGGGUCCGGUGGAGGGUGCCAUUUCUGGGUACAAAGACUCCACUCCGACGCAAUACCACAUUCAGACGGACGAGGGGAAGGAGCGCUUUUUCAGGUUUCAAACGUACAACGGGCAGUACCGCAAAGAGCGGAGGUUGGAUGAUGGCACGGUCAUUGGAAGUUAUGGCUGGGUCGAUCCGACCGGUUAUCUUAGGAUGACGGAUUAUAUUGCGGAUUCGAAGGGAUAUCGCGUCCUCAAAAACUCGAUGCAGUUCGUCGGCACGAACUCUAUCUUGCCAGAGGAGCCGAAAAAGCCAAAAAUUCACCAUCUUUCGAAGCAAACAUCGUCGAAUUCCCCACUUCCUAAAAAGAUCGGUUUCCGAGUCCCGCUUGGAGGAAAAACGCUGUUCAAAGUGGUCAAAAAGAGGAUCAUUUCCUACGAUCCGAGUCCCUCCGCGUCCACGCCAACGGCAGACUCUGUAAGUCACAGGGCGCACCAGGCCCCCGUCCUGAUCGUCUACGGACCCCUGCGGAGCGCCAAUGUUCGUAAUGGCAAAGUCGCCACGAGGAGAAGAAGGCCACAAGGACUUACAGUUGAGAGUGCUGAAGAAACGGUGGGCGAUGUGUUUGGCAAGUAUCAAAUAAAUCGCCCAAUUCGACCCCGCACGCCCGGGUCAGCUUUCGUCUACCGAAUUCCGGAGCAGUUCCAUAGGGAGGAAUCGACCCCACAAGAAGGUCGUCUGGGUUCAUUCGGGUACGUUGACCCCUUCGGAAUUCGUCGCGUUAUUCACUACACGGCCAACAACGCGACGGGAUUUACGGCGCAGAGGGAUUUCAAAUUUGUGGGGAGACGUCGGCGGGGUCCAGACGACCAGGAGGACGAGGUCAAGGUCAAGGAGCAGUAUUAAGAAGAAAAAAGGCCAAAAAUUGCCAAAAAUUACAUAAAUAAAAUACAUAGUGACCCCCCACACACACUCCGAGCUUACGUUGAAAUGAUUUUCGUGGAGGGGAUUGUGAUAUAACAUUUUUUUAAUGUUUAGAUUUUUUUUGGAAAUUUGGUGCAUUUUGUUUGUUGUUCUUUUAACUGAUGUUUGUUUUCCUUACGUUUUGUUCUUGGUGAUGGGUUCUCAAUUUAUUUUCAGUGUUCGGAAAUACAAUUUUGCACGCACGAAUGAUUAGUCAAACAGAGGAAAAGUCAUGUUCUUUUUCUGAGGUGUAAAUUAAUUGAUUAAAGUGUGCCAUUUUGUAUCGUGCGUGCAAAAAAAAGUUGCAAAAAAGUUGUUGCAAAAAUAAUCUGAGCACUAUUUUCUUUCGCGAUUCUAUAUUUCCUUCUUCAUAUUUCCUCAGAGUUUGUACAUAAGGCUGUAAUAAAAGGACAACCUCCCCCCAAAAAACCCCACCUUAUACCAAUAACGCUCGUAUGUUUUACCAGCAGUGCCAAAAUUUAUGACAAGAAACGUUACCUUUUUUUAACUAAUUAAAAUCUCCAGAAAAAUCGAGGAAAAAGUUUUUUUUUCUUAAAAAAUGAUAACUUGAUAGCCUAAUUAUUGUAGUUAUUAAAUACGAUUUAAUUAAUUAUGUAUGUAAUUGUUUAAUUAAUUAAUAAUCUCUCAUCGCCAAUUAAAAGUAAAAUGUUGUGAUUCUUGGUUCAGUUUUUCUCAAGUACUCUGUAAAACUCAAAGUCAUGGGGUGAUUGAGACAGCUCAACUCCCCCAGUGGCGUGAAAUGUUCACGCUAUUUGGGUUCAUCACAUGGAGUACAUUACCCGAAUGAGCCGAAUUAUUUUAUUAUUUUACACCAGUUAUUUUUAUUUCGGCGUUUAAAUCAUACGAAAUUGAAUAAUUGAAACGCCAAAAUAAAAAUAAUAAAAAAACGCCAAAUAAUAAAAUAAUUCGGCUCGUUCGGGUAAUGUAUGUGGUCGUGAAACGGAGGUUCACUGAAUUACGACACUAAAUUUCCUGCCAUUUAAGCGUUUAGAUUUUUUUGUACAUGCGCCACGUAAGAGCCUAUUACAAGUUUUCUGAUUUUUUAAAAGUUGAAUUUUAAAAAACGUUUUCAUUUCCCCAUGUCAAUUUUUUGAUAUCCUUCUCUACAAUGUCAAAGGCAUCAAUGUUCAGAAAUUUGACCUGGGGAAAUGAAAACGUUUUGUGAAAAUGGACCAUCAAUUUGACAGAAUUUAGCACUAUCUUUUUUCAAAUUUCCACAUAUUGGAAAAUUUUAAUGCAUGAACUGGGUCCUAAUGAAAAUAGGAAUACAAUGAUAUAGGAAUGUAUAUGGUUUUGAUGAAUGGUUUAUUCGUAAUUUGAGAGAAAAAAUCAAAAAAUCGAAAUUUAAAAUUUGUCAUAAUUUCGCCAAAAAUUUAAAUGUCGAAAAAUCGGUUUGGGGUAAUAUUUCUCAUCCCAUAAAGAAUUAGUAUAAAAAGUUUGAAUGCGAUCGGAGAUUUUGAUUUCCAUCGGAGUACUUGAGAAAAACUGAGCCUCUUUUGUAAUAAUAGCGGAACUAAAUAACUUAUGAAAUUCUGCUCUCCAUUUACACUUAUUAUUUAGCGUCCUGAUCUUGUUAACCAUAUUAAUUAAUUAUAUAUUGUUCUCAAUUAAGUAAUAAAAUGGAAAGAAGAAUAGAAGAAUUAA